Messenger RNA from Rattus norvegicus (Norway rat), 3725 nucleotides. It is a transcript of the gene Nmur1, whose product is annotated as neuromedin U receptor 1. Lineage: Eukaryota; Metazoa; Chordata; Mammalia; Rodentia; Muridae. The record is from RefSeq and is a predicted model, not a curated record. Gene Ontology annotation, molecular function: neuromedin U receptor activity; neuropeptide receptor activity; G protein-coupled receptor activity. Gene Ontology annotation, cellular component: plasma membrane; membrane. Gene Ontology annotation, biological process: G protein-coupled receptor signaling pathway.
CCUGUGGUUCUCAGGAAGAGUUGGAGGGCUAUGAGCUAUGCACUCACUUCAGCUCCAGGAGCCCUACGCAUGCACCAAGACUUGACAUAGCCUGGUCUACACUGAUAGCCACCGACCGCCAUGCUCAAGAAAUGGAUAUGCACCCACAAAAUCCAAAGAGGCUGCCUUAGGGCUGAGUAGGUAGGAGCAGGUGCUACUGGUUCUGCGGAACACCCUGCCAUGUGUUCUCAAGCUUGGAUCCUGACCGGGACCCUGGGCAGAGUGUAAACAGAGGCUACUACCGUGAGAACUGAGGGGCCUUCUUUUCAGGGCUGUCCUUUAGCAGGAUGGCUGAAGAUGCUGAGUGAAUGGCACAGCCAGCGCUAGGAAUGUAAUUUGGUGUGAGCCAUCUGUCUUCUGUAGGUCAUUCUAUAGGGAACCAUGUCAUUCCCCAUCCUUCAUGGGGUCUGAACGUUUUCAAAAGGCUCACAGGGAGGUGUGGGGAGGGGGGUCUAGAGGUGGGAGCACAGUCAGAAGUGCUCCUUGAACUCUGGGAGGCCUUGGUGAGCUGGUUUUUGAGCCUUGCCAUGACUGAACUAGUCCCGGUUGGUCCAUCUGCAACUAAGUAGGAAGCUUUCAAAAUUCUUUCUCCCAAGGGCUCUGAAGAACAAGUGCCCCUGAGUUCCCCACAAUCUCCUUAGCCAGGACUAUUUGUUUACAAAUGAAGUUCUUAAGAAGCCAGGCAUUGAGCGGGGCGGGGUAAAAGAGACAUUGUCUUGAGUGAGGGGAUGCUGGGAAGCUGACAGAACGUUGAAGACAGAAAUGCAGACGCUCUCCCCAAAUGCUUCAACAGGCCUCUUGUCCUGCAAUGACAGUGAGUUCAAGGAGCACUUUGACCUUGAGGACCUGAACCUUACUCAUGAGGACCUGAGGCUGAAGUACUUGGGGCCACAGCAGGUAAAACAAUUUUUGCCCAUCUGUGUCACGUACCUGUUGAUCUUCGUAGUGGGCACUCUGGGCAACGGGUUGACCUGCACCGUCAUCCUGCGCCAGAAGGCAAUGCACACGCCCACCAACUUCUACCUCUUCAGUCUCGCGGUGUCCGAUUUGCUGGUGCUCCUGGUGGGCUUGCCCCUGGAACUUUAUGAGAUGCAGCACAAUUACCCAUUCCAGCUGGGUGCAGGUGGCUGUUACUUCCGGAUACUGCUUUUGGAGACUGUCUGCCUGGCUUCAGUGCUCAAUGUCACAGCCCUAAGUGUGGAGCGUUAUGUGGCCGUGGUGCACCCACUCCAAGCCAAGUCUGUGAUGACACGGACCCAUGUGCGCCGCAUGUUGGGAGCCAUCUGGGUCUUCGCUAUUCUCUUCUCUCUGCCCAACACCAGCUUACAUGGCCUCAGUCCACUCUAUGUACCCUGCCGGGGGCCGGUGCCCGAUUCAGUUACGUGUACGCUGGUGCGUCCCCAGUUCUUCUACAAGUUGGUAAUACAGACGACCAUACUGCUCUUCUUCUGUCUGCCCAUGGUCACCAUCAGUGUGCUGUACCUGCUCAUUGGGCUGAGGCUGCGGAGGGAGAGGAUAUUGCUCCAAGAGGAGGUCAAGGGCAGGAUAUCUGCAGCAGCCAGGCAGGCCUCCCACAGAAGUAUUCAGCUUCGAGAUAGGGAACGCAGACAGGUGACCAAGAUGCUAAUUGCUCUGGUUAUAGUAUUUGGCACCUGCUGGGUUCCAUUCCAUGCUGACCGUCUCAUGUGGAGUAUGGUGUCCCAUUGGACUGACGGCCUGCGCCUGGCCUUCCAGUCUGUGCACCUUGCUUCUGGUGUCUUCUUGUACCUCGGCUCAGCGGCUAACCCGGUGCUCUACAACCUCAUGUCCACUCGCUUCCGAGAGUCCUUCCGGGAAACCCUGGGCCUUGGGACACGGUGCUGUCAUCGCCACCAACCGCGUCACGACUCCCAUAGCCACCUUAGGUUGACCACAGUCAGCACCCUGUGUGACAGGAACAGCAGGGAUGUACCCCUGGCUGAGAACAGGGAUCCAGGGUGUGAGCAAGAGACAGACCCUCCUGAAUAAAAUCCUGUGGCCUCACCCACAGGGCCAGAGGGCCUCAGACACUCCGGGGGCUACUGGGAUAAGCUUAGAAAGGGAUUUCUGCCCUGCCACAUAUUUGAGUGUUGAGGGAAACAGCAAGAAAAAGAGAAUUGAACCCCAGUUGCCAAAGACUUGCGUUAAAGGCCUGAAAAGGUGACUCUGCAGUUAAGAAAGCUUGUAGCUCAUCCAGAGGACCCGAGUUCAGGUCCCAGCACCCACAUGGCAGCUUACAACCACCUGUAACUUCAGCGCUAGGCCCUCUGACACUCUCUCUUGGCUUCUGAAGGCAUCUACCACAUGCACAUGGCACAUAGCACACACCCAUAUAUUAAAAAGACCCGGGAUUGGGGAUUUAGCUCAGUGGUAGAGUGCUUGCCUAACAAGCGCAAGGCCCUGGGUUCGGUCCCCAGCUCUGAAAAAAAAAAGAAAAGAAAAAAGAAAAACCCACAUUGAUGGGCUCAGUGGUUAAGAGCACUGACUGCUCUUCCAGAGGUCCUGAGUUCAAAUCCCAGCAACCACAUGAUAGCUCACAACCAUCUGUAACGAGAUCUGAAGCCCUCUUCUGGUGUGUCUGAAGACAGCUACAGUGUACGUAUAUAUAAUAAAUACAUACAUAAAUAAAUCUUAAAAAAAAAAGACCCACAUUGAACCAGAUAUAUGCUGUAUGUUCCUCCAAACCCAUCACAGUUACAUAGGGCUUAGCCAUUAUUCCCCCGGGGAUCCCUCUUUCCUCUCAAGCUCAUACAUGUUUCCAUUGGAAACCUACCUGUCAUUCUAGUAGUUUCUGAACUUCCAUAGGCUCUCCAGCCCUUGCACUAUACUUAAGACGGUCUUCCCACCAUGACCUUUCCUGGCACUCCUUCUGCACUGAGAUCUGGGCCUGAUCAAGCUGCCAGGUGGGCAGGGGUUCCAGGGGACCUGAAUGUGAUCUCUGCCUUUGUCACCAUGUUGCUUUGUGGCAACAAGAAAAUCACCCUGGCUCUCUAAGAGGCCUUGGUUCCUUGCUCGCCCAUGUCACCUUCUGAAGGAACCUUGCUGUGUCGUCUGUGUGUACCACAAUGGCUUCGGCUUAUCUGCAUCACUCCCAGACCCCACUUUCUCUCUGACCUUCUCAUGGUCCUGCUCCAAGCUGUCAAGGGCAGGUCCUUUGCUUGUCCUGAAACAGACAGGGCCAACCUAUGAGCAGUGCACUCCUGGCAGCCCGCAGACAGGCUGACCUGGCUGCCCCGGUGAACACAUGCUAGAUCCUGUUAGCCAGGGGAUAUAUCUGGAAGAAGUAGCAGCUACCGUGAGGACCAGAAGUGGCUGUGCAGAGACGGUGUGUUGGUUAAUCUGUGUCAGCUUGACAGAAACUAGAGUCACCUGAGAGAAGGAACAUCAGCUGAGGAUUUACAUCUAUCAUACUGACCCGUGGACAUGUAUGUGAGACAUUUUCAUGAUUAAUACCUGAUGUCACAGGACCCCACCCACGGUGGGUGGUGCCACUUCUGGGAAGGUGGUCCCAGGUUGUCUAAGAAAACAAGCUAAGUGAGCAAUGAGGAGCGAGGGAGCCAGAGAACCAGAUUCCACCCCACCCCCACCCCCGAGUGCUUCUGCUCCAGUUCCUGCCUUAGUUUCCUUUGAUGAUGGCCUGUAAGUGGAAUAAACCCUUUCCUCACCAA